This is a messenger RNA of Suillus plorans, 2355 nucleotides long. RefSeq lists its product as uncharacterized. The record is from RefSeq and is a predicted model, not a curated record. The transcript is spliced from 13 exons. NCBI's taxonomy places the organism in Eukaryota, Fungi, Basidiomycota, Agaricomycetes, Boletales, Suillaceae. Bases 1 to 2355 code for a protein of 784 amino acids.
AUGGCUCGUCCAACCAUUCACAUCACUCCUGAGGCAAAAUUAACCGCUGCUCGUGAAAAACGCCGGCGCUAUUAUGCUAACCACAGAGAACUAAUUCUCAAAAGACGCAGAGAACUUCGUAGCCCCAAGCGUGACAUGAAGGAAUCACAAGAGUUAUUGAAAGCUCUAUCCAAAGUGUUGCAUGGCUCUGCCAGUGAUGAAGACUCCGAGUCUGAAUCUAAUAAUGAGAAUUCUGAGUCCGAGCCUGACACAGACAUCAACCUAUCCGAUCUUACACAAUGUUUGUUCGCUCUCAAGGUUAUCAAGGACGAGAUGUUGAUGGUGACAGAUGAUCCUUGCGCCUUCGUCCAAGGUGUCUUCACCAAGUAUGUUAAGACCCUGGAUGACAGCAUUAAAGGUGAUGUCAGCAUCCUCGAAAAACCAAUGGCGAUAAUUGAAGGCUUGCUCAACCGCAUAAUUCCUAUCCAAGAUCAGAUUCUAUAUUUCUGUGGAAUCACAUCCGACGAGUGGAUAAUGAGUUCAGGCUCCGAUGCCGUAGUAUUGCAAAACCUUAUUUCCGUCAAAAACCCAUGUUACGACAAAAAACAGACCAAUCGCGUUAGAACAGAAUGGGUGACUGCCGAGCAAAAGGAAUAUUUGCAAGGCUUGUAUAAUGAUUUUCUGAAAGCACAGGCUCAAGGGACUGUGUCGGCCUUCUGGCCGGGGGUUUAUCUCACUUGGUUCGAAAAGUGGCCCGAAAUUAAUUCAAUGCUCCCAGACAUGUCAAUGCACGCAGAGGAACAGAAAAAAUUAUUGGGGGAAGCUGUAGACAAGAGACGUCAGCAAAUCAGGACCUGGUUCAAUUAUAGAUCACAACGUUUUGCGACCGAUGUCCGAGAUCAGCUACAAGAGGCUCUCGCGUCAGGUUCUGUUAUUACAAAGGGUGAUAGACUUUCAACCAUGAAAAAACUUACAAGAGAGGCAUACGAGGCAGUGAAUCCUGAGGUGAAAGCACUAUGCUUGGCAAAAGUGCAGGAGGAACGUGAGACAAAGGCCAGCGAACUGCUCAAGGCCAAGUCCAGAGCGCGAGAAAGGACAAAUUCGGAACUAGCUACUACGAGAACUAUUGGCUCACAGUUACCAAAUAGGGCUCUUGAAGAAUGUACCGGCCCCAUCGCACACUUCUUGCAAGCUAUCCAUGAAAUGACUGGCUUCCAUUGGACUAUUCUGGGUGCUGGACCUGACCCUCGAUAUAAUGGUGAAAUCAAUGCGAUGAGUUACCAUACAGGAAUCAAUGAGUACGGGCAAAACUGGAGGCAAGCCACUCCUGAUUUCGACGACAAGUACAUCAAGCCAUAUGUUGCCUUCAUUUCGAGUCUUUUUCAACAUGUCAGGAAGAUGCGCGCAAUUGAUUAUGUCCCCAUUACCCCCUCAUCCACUCUUGGAACUGACACCAACCUAGUGGCUGGGGAGUCGCAGUCUUCUAAUACCGGCCAAAACCUUCCAUCAAACUCGGUGUUGAUGUCUUCACCCUCCCAUCCGCCGCCUAUAGCUCAUGCACCUAUCUCUGCAGUUGAAAACAUGCACCAGCCUCCUGCUGAUACCUGGUAUCCGACUCAGCAUCCAGAUGGGCUAAUUUCCUUCAACAAUGGAUAUGAUUUCGGCACUUUGGGAGACUUCGGAAUGUCAGACUUUGAGAAUCCCUCUACAACCGGCAUCAUGAACACAUCAGUGCCAUCGUCAAACCUGCCUGCUUGUUUAGACUCACCAUCAAUUUCGCCCAUAUCUGCAUGGAAGAGGGACAUGCUUUAUACUUCUCCUCCUCGCUUUCGUCCACGGCUCUUAGCUGAAAACUUUGCAUCUUUAACUUCCCUGUCUGACAUCAUCAGAAGGUCUUCUCCAGCACCGUUCAUCCCUCCACCUAUGUUUUCUUUUCCUCCACUCCCAGUCCCACCACCGGUGCCUGGUUCUUCGGCAUCAGCUCCUGUUUCAUCUCCAACACCAUUUGGGAAUCUCUCCAGUCACACAGUUGCAGGUAACAACACUGUUGAUGCGAGUGCCAAUGGGUCCGGGAUAGAUACCUCAGUGGGCAGGAACGUUACUACCUCCUCCGAACCCAUAGCAAACAGCAUCGGCCAAAAUCCCAAACAUCCAAGACCCGCUGAGUCCCAGAACGAACGUCCUAAGAAAAAACCACUGUCACAGAUGCCAAAAGACUACGCUAGUCUAUCACUUGAGGGACUUAGUAGAAAUUAUGCCCGGUUGAAAGACUUAGUGAAAUUUCCUGCACGAGAUCCGGAUAGAGAUCUAGCAAGGCUCGAAUUAGGAAGAAGCUGGGAAAGAGGCCAGAACGGGUACAAAGGAGUAGAUUUAUGA